CUGAAGGUGGAGGAGCUAAUGGUGAGGGGGAGGCUGCUAGGCGAUGUCCUCUUGAGUCUCCUCCUCUCACAGCUCCACGUCCACUCAUACACGCACAUGGUCCACAUCUCUUCACUAAGAACAGAUUUGAGACAGAAAGACAACAACGAUGAGACUUGGCUGAAACUCCAGGUUGGAUGUGUACAGACUCUUGUGUGGUUGAUUGUUUGACAUAACAUUCCUGAUUCUUGAUUUUUGUAAUACCCCUGCCUCUUGAGUUGAGUUCAGUAUGGGGGACGCCGACUCCACCAGCUCCAUGCGUCUAAAGCAAGAGAUCUCACUACUACACGGUGUUUGCCUCAUCGUGGGGAACAUGAUUGGCUCGGGCAUCUUUGUUUCUCCCAUUGGUGUUCUGGAGAAAACAGGAUCUUAUGGUUUGUCUCUGGUGGUUUGGGUUAUUGGAGGAAUCUUCUCUGUUUUUGGCGCUUUGUGCUACGCCGAGCUGGGCACAACCAUUUGCAAGUCGGGAGCUAGUUAUGCCUACAUCCUGGAGACCUUUGGGGGCUUCCUUGCAUUCAUCCGUCUGUGGACCUCGCUGAUGAUCGUGGAACCGGCCUGCCAGGCUGUCAUUGCUCUUACUUUUUCUAAUUACCUAGUGAAACCAUUCUUCCCCACCUGCCCAGCACCAAAUGAUGCAGUACGGCUCAUAGCGGCUGUCAUUAUAGGUCUUCUCACCUUUGUGAACUGCAUGAAGGUGAAAUGGGGGGCCAUUCUUCAGGUCAUCUCCACUGUGGCUAAAGUCAUGGCUCUCAUAGUCAUUAUCAUUGCUGGAAUGAUUGUGCUGGCCCAAGGAAAAACAGACAACUUUAGAGAUUCGUUUGAGAACUCUAAACUGGAUCCAGGAAACAUGUCUCUGGCUCUGUACGCCGCUCUGUACUCUUACUCAGGAUGGGACACCCUGAACUUCAUCACAGAGGAGAUUAAAAACCCAGAGAGGAACCUGCCAUUGUCUAUAGCGAUCUCCAUGCCUAUUGUCACAAUAAUCUACAUCCUGACUAAUAUCGCCUAUUAUGCAGUGCUGGACAUGAACACACUGCUACAGAGUGAAGCUGUGGCUGUGACGUUUGCUGACUAUGUGCUGGGAUAUGCUAGCUGGCUCAUCCCGCUGUCUGUGGCCAUCUCCUGUUAUGGAGGCUUAAACUCCUCUAUCAUUGCCGCAUCCAGGCUGUUCUUUGUGGGUUCGCGUGAGGGCCAUUUACCCAAUGUCCUCUGUAUGAUCCAUGUCAAACGCUACACACCAAUCCCAGCCCUGCUGUUUAAUGGUGGCAUGUCACUCAUAUUUCUCUGCGUGAAGGACGUGUUCCAGCUUAUUAAUUACUUCAGUUUUAAUUACUGGUUGUUCAUAGGCCUUUCUAUAGGCAGUCUGAUCUACCUGCGCAUCAAAGCACCUGACCUGCACCGUCCUGUUAAGUUGAGUCUGUUCUUCCCGAUUGUAUACUGCCUGUGCAGUGUGUUUCUGGUGGUUGUACCGCUCUACAGUGACACUGUUAACUCUCUGGUGGGAAUCAUCGUCGCUCUCUCCGGGGCUCCUGUUUAUUACAUAUGUGUGCAUCUCCCGCCCAGCUCCAGACCCGCCUUUCUGGGACACAUGCUCGACACAAUUUCAUUGCAAACACAGAAGCUGUGUUAUUGCUGCGUGGCAGAACCUGGAUUGGACCUGGACGAUCCUCCUGAGGAUCACAAAAAAGAUUAAACAUCGACUCUAAAGGAAGCUAAACCAAGGAAGCCAGAUUACCCAGACUUCUUUGAGAAUAAGGCAACACUCAACCCAGCACCACAUGUCUGCACCUUCCAGUCUUUAGCGUGCAUGGGACGGAGCAAUGAAUGGAGAUUAGGAUUGAAAUAUUCAACUGAGUAAACAACUGAACUCACAAGUGUACACACAGCCCGUGCCUCUGAUCCCUCAGACCUCUGACUGUGUUGAACAUCAAGUUCAGUUCAACAGCUGUUGUGAAUGUGACUAUAAUGUUGUUUUAUUGAAAUCAGGUUUACCUCAUUGUUUAAUUCAUCAAUGUUUAUUUUAUCUGUCCUUCUAUCUUAUAUGAGGCUCUGUAGUAGAGAUGAUCAACUUUUGUCAGGCCUGAUAACUGAAA
This is a messenger RNA of Carassius carassius (crucian carp), 2132 nucleotides long. Its product is annotated as Y+L amino acid transporter 2-like. Lineage: Eukaryota; Metazoa; Chordata; Actinopteri; Cypriniformes; Cyprinidae. The transcript is spliced from 10 exons. The coding region runs from base 269 to 1732 and encodes 487 amino acids. Gene Ontology annotation, molecular function: basic amino acid transmembrane transporter activity; L-amino acid transmembrane transporter activity. Gene Ontology annotation, biological process: amino acid transmembrane transport. The record is from RefSeq and is a predicted model, not a curated record. Gene Ontology annotation, cellular component: membrane.